AUGCUCCCUGCACUAAGGAUGACAUAUGUUAACAAGGAGAGCUCCGAUGGCACGGUACAUGUCGUCAAAGUCGAAGUCACAGAAUCCGACAAAGCAUAUCGAUAUGGCAAGAUACGACUCGUCCGUGAAUGGCAAAUACCAACGACCAGUCCGACUGUGGAGUACGGUGUUUGGUGUGAGCAUUACAGAGGUGAAUCUGCGAGUACACUCGUUCUCGCAACUAAUCUUGGUCGGAUUAUGGCGCUUGAUCUACGAUACAUGUCGGUCAUUUUCGAGCUUCGUAACCCUGCUAGCCACGGCGCUCCGACCUCGUUCUGCAUGAGCAGAAGACAUGACUGGCUUCUAGUAGGAACAUCUCACGGCGUGCUCGAUCUCUGGGACAUGCGCUUCCACGUUCGCAUACGCUCAUGGACGUUUGCGAAUCCUUCUCCAAUCUCCAGAGUACAACUGCAUCCGAGGCGCAAGUCUUCUAAGAGAAAUCAGUUCUGCAUAACGGGCGGUACUGCUCCUGGUGAGAUGACAGUCUGGGACGCAGAAAAGGGAGUGUGCUAUGAGGUAAUACGCCCAAGUCAUCCUAACGCCAAAGAACGUUUGCACUUAAGAGACUACGAGUUGCGCAAUCUGGAAGACGAAAGAUCCGAGAGUUUGCUAGGCCGUAUCGCUGGCGUGACAGGCGCUGAUGUCUUGAGAGACAAUCACUUGCCUCUUGCAAGCAGCGUCUCUUGGUUCGGAGUCCAACCGUCUUCCAAGGACCCCGAAGCACAACACCCUUUCGCCGUCAGCGGCGGCCCGGAUGGAAAAGUGCGCUUCUGGGACACAGAGCGACUUGAAGGUUGCAGGCUUGUCAAUGGAGGAAGUCCUGAUGACAAACCGGUCUAUACAUUCAGUAAUUUGAGCAUGGACAUACGUGUCCUGUCUGAAAAGCCGGCCGAAAGUGGUGUCCAGGCUGGAAAUCCCAUUGAGUCGAACAAGGUGGCUUCGAACACAUCAGCAGCAAAGCGGGCUCUUGCGGCUGGGACGAGCAGACCGCCAUCGAGGUAUGAGACCAUUCAUCGGCAACUCGUCGGUGGCCUCUAG
Molecule: messenger RNA, 1077 nt
Organism: Pseudocercospora fijiensis CIRAD86
Lineage: Eukaryota; Fungi; Ascomycota; Dothideomycetes; Mycosphaerellales; Mycosphaerellaceae
Exons: 3
Coding region: 1-1077 (358 amino acids)
Biological process (GO): protein targeting to vacuole; autophagy of peroxisome; late endosome to vacuole transport
Cellular component (GO): nucleus-vacuole junction; late endosome; phosphatidylinositol 3-kinase complex, class III, type II
Molecular function (GO): protein binding; protein serine/threonine kinase activity
Source: RefSeq, a predicted model, not a curated record